GGAAUGACUAAUUUCAUUCGCUGCCCGGUCUGCCUGCGUUACGCAUGCGCAUUGAGGAAGUAGAACGCUGUAUUCGUUUACACGGCCUCGGUUUUUUGUUGGGAAAAGUGGAAAGGACAAAGGAGGAAUUAAAAGCCCGACGUUAAACGCUAGAGGCCUCGAUUUUCCCGUUCUAAGCGAUAGAACAAGGCGAACAAUCGAGUGCAAAAUGUCGGUCGAAGUGAGAGCGGGUCGACCAACAAUGCCAACAAUUCCACAAUCCAAGAGACCAACGGUUUUAGUUUAUCCGACAGUCACUCCGGAGAGUAUUAUCAUCCCAAUAGUAUCGUGCAUACUUGGAUUCCCAUUGCUCGCGCUAAUGGUCAUUUGUUGCUUAAGAAGAAGAGCAAAGCUCGCGAGGGAACGGGCUCGAAGAAGAAAUUGCGAUAUAGAUCAUGGCGCCCUUAGUCUCGUUCGUUUUAGCCCAGUUCAUCGUUUAGCAUCUAAAGAGGAUUUAGCUGGAAUUGAUCGACCAACGAGAGCGGUAUCGUUCCGAAGCGAUCGAGGAUCUAAGGCCCUGCCAUCGCUGGAACUGGACACGGUGGUCGAAGAACGAUCCGAUCCUGAACAGAGCACAGCAUUGGAACUCAGUAGUCCAGAUUAGCAUCCAGUUUUGGUACCACCUAGGUCUCCUCGACCAUCAAAAUCAGUGGUACCAUUACCCGUAGAUCAUAG
Molecule: messenger RNA, 714 nt
Organism: Eufriesea mexicana
Lineage: Eukaryota; Metazoa; Arthropoda; Insecta; Hymenoptera; Apidae
Exons: 7
Coding region: 209-643 (144 amino acids)
Source: RefSeq, a predicted model, not a curated record